ACGACGGUCGAUUUAUCUUUUUCUUUAUCGCUCGCACACUAACGAGAAUGCUGCCGGUGAAGUAAAUGCGGGGGGUGAGUUGCAUAUGAAGUUCCAUCGUAUGACAGCACAUCACAGUGUACAAGCGAGCCCUUCCCACUGAUUGUCCUCCAAUCAGUUCGUGAUCGCUUCGUUCGCAGAGCGGAUCGUGCGCCUGUACUCAUAGUACGCACCUAGAAAGCUUACGGGUCAGUCGUACAGACGUAAGCGGUUCGUAAUCUACACUGAAUUCAGGCGGCUUCCUCGUAUCAAUUUGGUUGAACAGAAGACCACCACAGAAGACAUCGCUUCUAAGAGCAUAUUCUGCGUAGGUGAUAGUGAAAGUGAUUGAGAAGAAAAGUGAUCUUCGACGUGUAUAAAUGGAGAUGAAAACUAUCGUCAAAAAACGCACUGUAGCUGAAGAUACGGAAAGGGAGAAUGGAAGUGAGGAUUGCGAAACACCUACUGGGUUAAACAUUCGCGACGAAACGGAGAAUGGUGCGGAAACGGUGGCCCAAGGCACAUUGAAACCAGGUUCGCCAAUACGUCCUUUGGUUAGUGAAGAGGAGGUGCGGAAACUGGCAGAACGGCUUUAUGGAAUCAUAGUACUAGAAAUGUGUGAGCUCGAUUCAUAUGAUGACCGUAAUUUCAUGAUCCAUGCAGAUAGCUUUGUGAAGAAUCCCAUCUUAAAAUCAGUCAGUACCAAUGGUUACGUGAUGAAGAUAGCGAACUCGCUCGAUUCCAGCGAUGAAUCUUUCUUCUAUGCGCAGAAUGAGAUCAUGCUGCAUCUGAACAAGCGUGGCAUCAAAUGUCCAGUCCCGAUGCAGAAUAUUUACGGCAAAUACCAUUCGGUUGAGAAAUUGGGACAAUUGAAUCAUGUCGUUCGGUUGUUAGAAUACAUACCCGGGAAGGUAUUCCACGGCGUUCCUCAUCCAGACAAAUUGUUUUAUCAAGCAGGGCAGUUUAUUGCAAGGAUUGAUUCAGCAUUAAAGUCGAUCGAUAAGGAAAUGGUUGUUAAACGGCAGUCUAUUUGGAUGAUGGAAAAUUUUCCCAAAUUAAAGGAUUUUCUAUAUGUCAUCAAAGAUGAGCACCAUAAAGAUAUAGUCGAACAAGUACUAGAUGCUUUUCAACGUCGUGUGAUUCCUAACAUAAAUGAAUACGAACAGGGUGUUAUAUACGGAGAUUUCAACGAGCAUAACAUUAUUGUGAAUAAGAAAUCAUCCAACGUUAAGGAAUAUGAAAUAACUGGCAUUAUCGAUUUUGGUGAUGUGUGCUAUUCACGGUACGUGUUCGAGCUGGCGAUUGCAAUGGCCUACAUGAUUUUGGAAGCAAAUGAUAUAAACACUGGUGGUUUGGUAAUAGCUGGCUACAGCAUGAUUCGUCUGAUUCCUUUGCAUGAAAAAGAAAUUCUUAGGGUUGCAAUCGCAGCGCGCCUAUGCCAAAGCCUCGUUAUGGGACUCUACACGGCUACUGUCGAUGCAAGCAAUCAAUAUAUCCUUUCCUCCCAAACUCGUGGAUGGAACGUGUUGGAAGCUCUUUGGGCUGAGAGUGAUAAGGACCUUUUGGAGCGAUGGAAUUCAAUUGCCGAAGAAUAUUUAACACGUAGCUCGUGAAUAGUGAUAAUCAUGUUAUUGAAGGUUUGAGUCAAUUUUUACUCAAUUUUUAGCUUUAGUAUACACAGCAAUAGUUUCAAAACAUGUUUUAGGAUGCAACAAAUCUAAAACAUUCAAGUAGCAGAAAAAGUAGCGAAAAAAUCAAUUUUUAAUGUAAAAUGCUGAUGCUUUUUAUAGAAUUUGUGAGCUUAAAAUACGUAAUAAAUUUAUUGCCGGCAUGAUUUUGUCCAAUUUCCAAAACAUGUUCAAAAGUGUCAAACGAUUAA
Messenger RNA from Anopheles coluzzii, 1897 nucleotides. RefSeq names its product hydroxylysine kinase. The record is from RefSeq and is a predicted model, not a curated record. Bases 399 to 1631 code for a protein of 410 amino acids. The transcript has 4 exons. Lineage: Eukaryota; Metazoa; Arthropoda; Insecta; Diptera; Culicidae. Gene Ontology annotation, molecular function: amino acid kinase activity.